Molecule: messenger RNA, 516 nt
Organism: Cataglyphis hispanica
Lineage: Eukaryota; Metazoa; Arthropoda; Insecta; Hymenoptera; Formicidae
Product: 40S ribosomal protein S28
Exons: 1
Coding region: 72-269 (65 amino acids)
Biological process (GO): maturation of SSU-rRNA; ribosomal small subunit assembly; translation
Cellular component (GO): ribosome; cytosolic small ribosomal subunit
Molecular function (GO): structural constituent of ribosome
Source: RefSeq, a predicted model, not a curated record
UAUGUGCGAUCUCUUCCUUUUGCGUUAGAUACUUCAUCUAUAAGCCACGUGCGAAAAGAGUAUAAGCGAAUAUGGAUAAACCAGUCGUUUUGGCACGCGUAAUCAAAGUCCUGGGUCGCACUGGUUCACAGGGACAGUGCACGCAGGUGAAAGUGGAGUUUCUGGGCGAACAAAAUCGCCAGAUAAUUAGGAACGUGAAGGGACCGGUACGGGAAGGCGAUCUCCUAACCUUGCUCGAGUCUGAGCGCGAAGCGAGAAGACUUCGAUAAGGACAGCAGUUUUUAAUUAAUAUUGGAAAACGGUCGCCAGCCACCACCGGACUUCAUCAGCUAUGGAUUUUCUACGUGAAUCCUCCACACAUGGAUCCUCGAUCGUCGACGAUGAUGAGUAUUCCUGUCACGUGUCUCCGGAGAAGAUACUACAGAUCGCGAAACGCAUUUUACUCUUUGAAACAUUCCUAAUGCAAUAAAAAUUCCACGAUAUUUUCAAUAAAUAAUCACGGCUGGUAACCACAAA